Melampsora larici-populina 98AG31 is the source of this 705-nucleotide messenger RNA. RefSeq lists its product as uncharacterized. The record is from RefSeq and is a predicted model, not a curated record. Lineage: Eukaryota; Fungi; Basidiomycota; Pucciniomycetes; Pucciniales; Melampsoraceae. The coding region runs from base 1 to 705 and encodes 234 amino acids. Gene Ontology annotation, cellular component: membrane. The transcript has 3 exons.
AUGAAAAUUAAAAUCAAAAUGUUAACAUCAUCUCAAUCUAAUUUCAUCUUAUUCUCAAUCUCACUUAUCAUCAAUCUAUCAACAACAACAACAGCAGCAACCACAACUGACGUUUCUAAAAAUUCAACAUCUGAUUAUGCUUGUCGACCUAUAGGACCAUGUCAACCUUGUCCAAAAGAAGAAUUAUCAAAUCCGAUAUGUGAAAUCUUUCAAAAUCGAAGAAUGGUACAUUGUCUUUAUUUAGGAAGUUCGUCUCCUGCUUUAAUUGCUUCAAUCUUAAAUCAACCUGGUACCUAUCCGGCUGGAUUGAUCAAUAAAAGAAAUUUGAGACAUCAAAUUGAACCCACCUUUUUUUCUAAAUUAUUAAAACGAUUGAUUUCUUCAGAUCAAGUGGAAGAACCGAUCCUAAAUCAAACUACUGAUGAUCAUCAAUCAUCACAAGGAAUUGAAAAUCAAGUUGAAAUGGAUUUAGAUCAUCAAGCUUCUAUUGGUACAGCUUCGGGUGGUGCUGAAUUUCCUACUUGGGAAGCUUGUGAAAGAGUAGUAUCAAAAGAACGGGCUGAUUUUUAUGAAUUCUUUCUCUGUAAUGUCAUCAUUACUAUCCUUUCAUUAGUCACUUACGUUUUACGGACUCGAUUACUUAUCAAUCGACAGUACAGUAAACUAGCAGCAAGAAUAGGUCUUAAUCCUUCCGUCUCAAAUUAA